AUAUCAUGUGUUUUGUGCAUAGAUUUUAUAUAAUCAAUACAUUAUAGACGCCUUAUAAACGCUCACAUUUUAUGUUAGGAUAUUUCCAAUAAAUUAUAUUGUGUUUUGAAAAAUGUAAUAAUUGUUUAAUUUAUAUUUUUAUGUUUUAGACAUUUCAUAAAAAUAUUUUAUUUGUGUCGAUAUUAUACUAAAUUAUAUCGACUGACUUAUUGAAUCAACACUCGUGUGAAACAUUUCAAAAAAUAUAAUUUUCUCAUUAUUAGUGUGGCUUUUAAUUGCAUAAAUGGACGGAACGGACACACAUUUGAGACAUUUAGUUGUGUUAUUAUUAAUAUUAUGCAAAAACAUUGAAACAAAUCAAUUUUGCGAAUCCUAUGCACAAAACUAUAAUAAUAUCGAUUACGGAUUGCGACAAAUCAAAGACAAUCACAGCGUUUCCAAUAGCUAUCUAUUCAUUGAUAAUCACUAUUGGGAUCUCGAUUUCAACGAUAAUAUCGAUGACCACAAGAAGACAGUGAAACUGUGGAGGACUGAGAGCCGCCGAUCGUUGCAUUGGUUCGGCGGUCACUAUUCAAUGGCCAUCGGCUUAUGGAGACCGGGAAACCAAAUCGAAACCUGUAUUUUCGGACUCAUUAAUGGCAACAAAACCAUAAUCGACUUUCGAGUACGAGUGGGACACUCGGGUCGGGAGCACAAAAUCAAAGAGUACCAGAAAGUGAUUGAGACAAACAUCGAGUUCAAUGAAUUCGAUCCCACCAUCGCUUAUGUGCCAAAUCGUGAACAAUAUUCGGGCAAAUAUGUUGUGUUUGUUGAACAAAAACAGUCGGAUUCCCAAACAUAUCACUUAAUUAGCAAAGUGUUUGAAUUUGACGACAACUAUAUCGGCGCCGAAGUGUUAAAUACUAGUCUCCGGCAAGAGUUGGAUCCGACAGCUCUCCGAUACUUAGACAACAAAUUGGAUGUCAUGUCGAUUACGGCUCAGGAGGACGAGACGGGCCAAUACGGGCUGAUCGUACUCUUCAGGUUCGACAAUGUU
Medioppia subpectinata is the source of this 1036-nucleotide messenger RNA. NCBI's taxonomy places the organism in Eukaryota, Metazoa, Arthropoda, Arachnida, Sarcoptiformes, Oppiidae. The record is from the annotation of a GenBank genome assembly.